Messenger RNA from Chenopodium quinoa (quinoa), 1472 nucleotides. RefSeq lists its product as uncharacterized. NCBI's taxonomy places the organism in Eukaryota, Viridiplantae, Streptophyta, Magnoliopsida, Caryophyllales, Amaranthaceae. The record is from RefSeq and is a predicted model, not a curated record. The transcript has 3 exons. Bases 429 to 887 code for a protein of 152 amino acids.
AUAAUUGAAUAUAUGUUUUCGAAUUUAAAUUAAUUUGCUGAUUUUUCUGCCAUUUGUUUAGGCGAAAUUUCUUUGUUUGUUAUCAGUCGAUUAAGCUUCAUGUUGUUUGUAUGGGUUUUUAUUUGUGAGUUGAGUUCCGAGAUUCUUAAAAUGAAAAAUUGGAUUUCUUGGGUCUACUGUUUAUUGAAACACCUUUUCUGUUUUCGUCUAUUUGGAAUAACCUGAGCUCUAAGGUUCUGUAUUAAUCUUUUUUUUUUUUAUAUAUAUAUAUAUAUAUAAUUACAGAUAAGUCCUUUAUUACAUCUCAAUGGAUUUUAAAGAAAGAGAUUAGGAGCAUGUGAAGUAUGAUGGGAAGUAUGAUGGUUAUGGAGUUGAAACAUGGGCAAAAGGGAGUAGAUAUAGGGAUCAAUAUAGGAAUGGAUUAAGGCAUGAAAUUGGGAUUUAUAGGUUUUUUACAGGGGAUGUUUAUCAAGGUGAAUGGUCUAAUGGUCAAUCUCAUGGUUGUGGGAUUUACUCUUCUCAAGAUGGUAGUAAGUAUGUUGGUGAAUUCAAGUGGGGUGUUAAGCAUGGAUUUGGUUAUUAUCAAUAUAGAAACGGAGAUUUGUAUGCUGGUGAAUACUUUGCUGAUAAGAUGCAUGGUUUUGGAGUUUACAAAUUUGGCAAUGGACACCAAUAUGAGGGGUCCUAGCAUGAGGGCAGAAGGCAUGGGCUUGGUGUUUACACUUUCAGAAAAUGGGAAGCUCAAUCUGGUUACUGGCAAAAUGGGCUUCUUGUCAAGGCUAGCUGUCAAACUCAACUGCCUGACUCCCUUUUUUCAGCUUACCCUUGCAAAGUUUCCAUUGCUAUCCAGAAAGCAAGGCAAGCAUCUGAAAGAGCAUAUAAGGUGAAAUCAGUAGAUAACAGGGUGAACAAAGUUGUAGCAACUGCUAAUAGAGCAGCUAAUGCUGCGCGAGUGGCUGCUGUGAAAGCUGUUCAAACAAGGAUGCAUAAAGGAAUCGACAGUAAAACAUCGCUUCAAUGUGUCUGAUUAAACUCCUCAUUAAAAACAACAGGUCAGCACUUGAAUUUUCUGGAGGAUCAGAAUUCAAUUCCCAAAUUGAUAUCCUUGCUUAUCAAAUGCUGUUUGAUUUUCAUACUUCGUCUCCAUACUAGAAAAGAGAAUGAGAACUGCUUUUUACUACAAUCAGUAAAAGCAGAUGUAGAUGAUCAAAAAGGUCAAAUCUCAAUCUUCGUAGCUUGUAAACCAAAAUGUACAUAGCUGAAUAUUAGUGAUGUUCUGGAAAUGGCACCGAAGGUGCUGAAGGAAAUGGCACCGAAGGUGCUGAAUAUUAGUUUGGUUGAAUAUAAAUCUUCUAAUACAGAGAUCAAUGCUCCUGUAUAGCUGUUUCUGUUCUGUUGAUGUUAGCUGUCUGGCUGUGUCUGCUCAGCUGGUUGUCCUGUUCAGCUAUUAGAUGCUGGUUCUUUUAUCUUGA